Molecule: messenger RNA, 2488 nt
Organism: Ricinus communis (castor bean)
Lineage: Eukaryota; Viridiplantae; Streptophyta; Magnoliopsida; Malpighiales; Euphorbiaceae
Exons: 9
Coding region: 363-2228 (621 amino acids)
Biological process (GO): maturation of 5.8S rRNA; maturation of LSU-rRNA
Cellular component (GO): Las1 complex; preribosome, large subunit precursor
Molecular function (GO): endonuclease activity
Source: RefSeq, a predicted model, not a curated record
AUAUAACAAACUAAAAAAAAAUUAUAUCACUGUAGUAUCUUAAAAACCCUAAUUCUAUUUUCAUCUAAACCUCUCAAGCCUCCACCCUCCAAAACCAUCUUUGCAGUCACCAAAACGUGCUACCGUCGCCCUUGCUGUCUCCCUUGCUGUCUCCCUUGCUGUCUCCCUUGCUGCAGUCUAUCCGCCCUCGCAGCAGUCGGCUUCCCCCUCCCCGGUCAUCAGAUAUCUACAUGGUGAAGUAGAGGAUGUCUACCGGUAUUCCUAGGGUUUUGAUUGAAAAAAGGGUUAGGGUUUUUAGUUAUUAGACAGCCCAAUUAUAACUGCACUUAAAAGAUAGCUACUUUGGUGUGUCUAUUACUUCAAUGGAGCCGCUAUUAGAUUUCAAUGAAGAAACUAUACUCGUUGAUGCUGAUGAUCAAGAAAAAUCAUCAUCAUCUUCAUCGUAUGGCUAUAAAUUGGUACCCUGGUUGAAUUGGGAGGAGUGGGAGCGGGUUAGAGAUUCUCUCUUCUCUGAUUCUGCACAAAACAUUGCCUCUGCCAUCACAAGAAUAUCCACAUGGCGAAGUAGAGGAUGCUUACCGGUUGUAAUUGAUGUCACAGCUUCAAUCAUUGAAAUUCAACAAAAGGAUCCCUUUUAUAGAAAGCACCUUCCAAGUGAUGCUUUACAUUCUGAUCAAAUGCUUGCUAUGCUGUAUUGCAUGGCUAUCUUGAGGCUUGUAAACUGCGUUGUUGAGAAGACACGAAAGAAAACUGAAAUUUCAAUUGCUGAGGCAGCUGGUGCAAUUGGCAUUCCACGUACACUGAUUGACAUUCGCCAUGAGGGUUCACACCGUGAUCUGCCAGCACUGACUUUAGUUCGGGAUUCAGCUGCAAAGGCAAUUCAUUGGCUGAAAUUUUAUUAUUGGGAGCCUCAGACAGAACAGAUUCCAUUCCAGAGAGAUGGAACUGCUAAAAUCAGGAAAGAAGUCAAAUCAAAACUUCUGGAAUUGGCAUCAUGCUUGAAAGUUAGGGAGAGUUCCCAAUCUGGUGCAUCACCAAUCAAAGGAAAACGUUUGAAGAAGCAAGCUACAAAGACCUUGAAAAUUUUUGUUCAUUUAUAUUCUUCCUACUCCUCUGAGGUACUAUCUGUAUUGUUGGAGUUAAUACUCAAGGCUCUGGAAUCCUCAACUUUGUUGGAGUUUCCUAACCAAAUUGGCGAAAACACGCACACUUUGUUGGAUGACUGGAAGCUUGUGAUAAUAAAAUUAUCUAAUAAGGAACCAGAAUUACUUCUAACGCUUCUUAAGGCCAUUCUUAAUAUGAUUGAGACUCAAGAAGCCUUGAAAUAUGAAACAGGAACAGGUUUUACAAGGGCAGGAUCUGUCAAAAUUGAACAACUUUCAUCUCUGUUUGCGUGGCUUGCUGGAAAACUCAUGUUACUGAAACCUUUUUGCCACAAAGAUGCCAAAGCCAAAACAGGAGUCUCUGCAACAGAAUUAAAUUUGUCAAAUCCAAUUCUGAUGGAACUGCUGCGCAAAUGUCUUCUGAUAUCAUCGUAUGGCAACAAGCAACUAAUGGAUUCAACAAUGCAUCUUGCUCAGCUGGUGGUUAAUAGCCCUUCAAUGGAGAAACUCACCAAACUAAGUUUGCUCAAUUUAUCAGAUUCUGAUGUCGCUGAAGAAAACUUUUCUCUUAAGAGUUCCAGUAACCUACUAGUCCAGCAAGACAAAUCUAUCCAUGAAGCUGCUGAUAAGCUAAAAUUAGUUAAAAUUAGCCUAGCUAAGCGCAGAAUUGUGAGAACAGCAGAUGGUGAUUUGAAAGGUGGAGACAGAUGGGCUGUGGCAAAAUCAUGGAACCCAUGUCCGAUUGGUAUGUUGCCCCGUGAUCUUGGAUCUUCUGGUUGUCUUCCUGAUCUGGACCAUCACUAUGUCGAUAAGGAGUUAGUGAACCUAUCAGGAAGGACAUGGGAACUGAAACAGUGUGGUGGUGUAGAAGAACCUAGUUCUGAUAUUCAUUCGAAUAACUCACAAGUUGAGCGUAGCAAGAGAGAAGCUAGUUAUGAUAUUUGUUUAUUAGAUAGGUCAAGUGUUAAGAAGAUGAGAGAGAUGGUAGAGAGUUACGAAUCAGGUGGUAAAGAUGCUUUGUUGCCUACAGAUAUCAAAGGCUGUCUGAUGAUAAAUGGGGUCUGGAAAAAAAUUGAGGAAGAAGAGCUACUUGCUAUUAAGUCUGGUAUAAGGAUUUUGGUUUAGUCACUGCUAUAUUUCUGGAUCUAAUUUAUUCAUGGCAAUUCUUUUAGAAAAUCAACCUGGCAUCAGGAACAACACACCCCACACAAACACAUUUUAUAUUUGAUUAGUACUCUGAAAGAUAUCUACUGCAUAUUCCAACACAAACAUUAUUGUAUGCAAGUGUUUGUGCAUGUAUACAAACAUGCGAUGGCAACGUGGUUGUGCUUUAGGCCUUUGGAAGCCUUGUUUAUGUCCUGAAAAACGAGCUACAUAAUUCAUUA